AUGGGGAAAUCAACAGUUGGUGGCAAGUCCAGAAACAAAGAGUUAUUGUAUGUUUUCAUGACUUGGUUGGUGUUUUGUACUUUAAUGCUUUCAGGCCAUUAUUCAUCCUUGAUUGACCUGACAAUGAGUUCCACUCCGUUUCCCAUCUCUGGAAAAUCCACUUUUUCCCUUCCAACUAAGAGUUUAUUUCCCAUCAGAAAAACCAAGGAAAAUCUACCUGAUGGUAAGAGAGAUGGUGUACUCGAUUCGUGCUCAGGUCGAUAUAUUUAUAUCCAUGAUCUUCCUAGUAGAUUCAAUGUUGACAUAAUCAAGAACUGCAAUUCCUCCCUGAUAAAGUGGUUUGAUAUGUGCAAGUGUGUGAUGAAUGGUGGUUUCGGUCCUGCGGCCUCGAAUUCCAGGGACAUCCUGCAAGAACAUAGUUGGUAUGCAACAGAUCAGUUCUCGCUAGAGGUUAUUUUUCACAACAGAAUGAAGAAAUACCAAUGCUUAACCAAUGAAUCAUCGUUGGCAUCUGCAAUUUAUGUGCCAUUCUAUGCAGGUCAUGAUGUUAGUCGGUAUCUUUGGGAAAGUAACAUAUCCGCGAGAGAUGCAGCUGGUGUUGAUUUUUCUGACUGGAUCAAUAAGCAACCUGAAUGGAAAACCAUGUGGGGAAAAGACCAUUUUUUUGUUGCAGGAAGGAUAAUUUGGGAUUUCAGGAGAGAAACAAACAAGAGUUCGGGUUGGGGUAAUAAUCUAAUGCUAUUGUCUGAAGUAAAAAAUAUGACUGUCCUGACAAUUGAAUCAAUUCCCUGGAGCCCUACUGACAUUGCAAUUCCAUAUCCUACUUAUUUCCAUCCAACCUGUCAAGAAGAGGUAGAAGCAUGGCAGAAGAAGAUCAAGCAGCAGAAAAGGCCAUACCUUUAUUCUUUUGUUGGUGCACCACGCCCUAAUACGCAAGGUUCAAUUCGGGGUAGGAUUAUCGAGCAAUGCUUGGAUUCGAGAGAGAAAUGCAAGUUGUUGAAUUGCAAUAUCAGUUCGAAUGACUGCUAUGAUCCAGGUCGUGUGAUGGAAAUAUUCCUGAACUCCAGAUUCUGCUUGCAGCCUACGGGGGAUUCGUACACUAGACGAUCAACUUUUGACUCAAUCUUAGGAGGCUGCAUUCCUGUUUUCUUCAAUCCGGGAGGUGCAUAUGGCCAAUAUGUAUCAUAUUUGCCGAAGAAUCACUCAGAUUAUUCGGUCUUCAUUCCAGAGAGUGAUAUCAGAGAAGGCAAGACAAGCAUAGAAGAGGUAUUGCGAAAAAAAUCAGAACAAGAAGUUGUAAAGAUGCAGGAGGAGGUAAUAAAACUGAUCCCCAAGGUCAUAUAUGUGGAUCCAAGUUCUGGAUUGAAUACUUCUGAAGAUGCAUUUGACAUAUCAAUCAAGAAAGUUCUUGAGAGAGUUAAUACAACUAGAAGAGGCAUGAAAACGGUUUAG
This is a messenger RNA of Coffea eugenioides, 1452 nucleotides long. Its product is annotated as probable xyloglucan galactosyltransferase GT14. The coding region runs from base 1 to 1452 and encodes 483 amino acids. NCBI's taxonomy places the organism in Eukaryota, Viridiplantae, Streptophyta, Magnoliopsida, Gentianales, Rubiaceae. Gene Ontology annotation, molecular function: glycosyltransferase activity. The record is from RefSeq and is a predicted model, not a curated record. The transcript has a single exon.